This is a messenger RNA of Asterias rubens (European starfish), 1898 nucleotides long. RefSeq names its product G-patch domain and KOW motifs-containing protein-like. The record is from RefSeq and is a predicted model, not a curated record. Gene Ontology annotation, molecular function: nucleic acid binding. The transcript has 10 exons. Gene Ontology annotation, biological process: mRNA splicing, via spliceosome. Bases 1 to 1746 code for a protein of 581 amino acids. Gene Ontology annotation, cellular component: spliceosomal complex. NCBI's taxonomy places the organism in Eukaryota, Metazoa, Echinodermata, Asteroidea, Forcipulatida, Asteriidae.
AUGGCCGAGCCUGAAUGUGAGAAAACAAUUCUUGGUCAAGAAAAGAAACCGUUUUCAUUCGUUUUAUUAAAGAAAAAAGAUGCGAAAGUCUUGGAGAAGAAAGAGGUCAAAGAAACUGACUUUGUUCAUGCGUUAGAAGGAAAGGAAGUUAAAAGCACAAAACCCAAAGAAAAGGAAAAGCUGCUUGUCAUCCCGCUGAUAAAACGCAAUGAUUAUGGUCGCCAUGGAAAUAGACAAUCAGAUAAGAGUGAGAAGUCGGAUGACAAGCCAACAUCAGACCAGAUUGGAAAGCCCAAGGUGCAAGACGGUGAACAGCCAAAAUCUGAGAUUGGUGAAAAACCGAAGGAAAACAAUCUUGAAGAUGAUGCAGUCAAAGAAAUAAUCAAAGAUGCGGCUCUAUAUAAUGAUGAUUGGGAGGGGCGAGGCAAGGAAGACUUGAAUCUUACAAUCCCAAUCCUGAUGCAGAAUCAAGUUCCUGAGGGAUUUGAGACGGAUGGUAAACUUGAUGUCUCCAUCAGACCUAAUGAGGCAACAAAUGCUGACUACAGCCAAGUUCCUAUUGAGCAGUUUGGUCUUGCAAUGCUAAGGGGAAUGGGCUGGAAUCAAGGCGAGGGAAUAGGUGGAAAGAUGAAGAAAUUUGUGAAGCCCAUUGAAGCAGUUCUACGUCCCAAGGGUCAAGGUCUUGGAGCUGAUCGACGACCUGGGGAUGAACUUGACCGGAAGAAGAUCCGUAAACUUAAACCAGGGGACAAGAGGGUGGAGGAGGAACCACAAGGUUUUGCUAAGGGCGUUGGGGUCUUGGUCACUGGAGGAGCUCAUAAAAACCUAUAUGGAAAGAUUGAAGGUGUGGAUGAGGAUAACGCACGUCUAGUCAUCAAGCUCGCACUGAGUGGUCAAUCAGCCACACUCAGUCAGUCUAGUGUCAAGAUCGUAGACAAAGAUGAGUACAGGAAAUUCUCCAGAGACCUUAGUCGAUUCAGCAAGGCGCACGAGGCAUCCAAAGAAAAGACAGCAACCCAACGAGACAGGGACCAAGACCACAGUGCAAAAUCCACCUCACACCACGGAGAUAAAGAGAAAAGAACUCACAGUGAUGAUAAACACAGAACUGAUGAUCAUGACAGGGACAGUGGUAACCACAGAGACAAACAUAGUCAUACACACAGGGGCAGUAAGAGAGACACGGAUAGUGAUAGACAUGGUGAAACAAGAGAAAAGAAGCAUGACAAAUACAAAGAUAGACAUGAUGAGAGAACCAAUGAGGAUAGAAGGGAUGACAGAAGCGAAAAGAGGAGAAAAUUGGAAGAUACUUACGGCAGGGUCAGUCCUCACGGAGAAUCCCACAACGGCCACUCGGACCACACGGAGCAGAGACACUGGCUGAGGCCUGACCUAAGAGUGAGAUUCAUUGACAAACAGUACAAGAAGGGGAGGUACUACAAUACAAAAGUCAACAUCGUAGAUGUGGCGACCAGAGACACGUGCACCUGCCGAACGGAUGAUGGGAAAUUACUCGAUGGUAUUGAUCAGAGCAUGGUGGAGACAUUAAUACCCAAGACAGAGAUGGCGUGUGUUAUGAUCGUAGCUGGUGGACUCAAAGGACAGUUGGGUUCAUUAGUAAAGCGAGACAAAACGAGAGCCAAAGCUGACGUCCAACUCCUGAGAGAUCGGGACCAGAUUAAGAGACUUGACUAUGAUGAUAUAUGUGAAUAUGCUGGCAAUAUACAUGAUGAGGACGAUUACUAGACCAUUUGGAGGUCAUAGCAAAUUUUGAAAAAACCGUUGUACAUGAGCGUGUUAUCUUCCUGUAUAAACUUACUUCGAAAGUGGGGCCAAUUUCAUAAAGCUGUUAAGCAGAAAAUGCUGCUUGACAAAUUUCUUUGUUUAACAAAAAUUGA